Molecule: messenger RNA, 1029 nt
Organism: Fusarium graminearum PH-1
Lineage: Eukaryota; Fungi; Ascomycota; Sordariomycetes; Hypocreales; Nectriaceae
Exons: 2
Coding region: 1-1029 (342 amino acids)
Biological process (GO): deadenylation-dependent decapping of nuclear-transcribed mRNA; deadenylation-independent decapping of nuclear-transcribed mRNA; positive regulation of catalytic activity
Cellular component (GO): P-body
Molecular function (GO): mRNA binding; enzyme activator activity
Source: RefSeq, a predicted model, not a curated record
AUGAGUCGACAAACACCACGAAAGCCGCGACACAGCCGCCAGCCUUCGAACCGCAUACCUGCAGUUUCAGACUACGAAUCCGAUGCUGCAGCCAUACAUAACGACUACGCGCCCCCGCCUCCUCGCACAAACACCGAACUCAACCUUUCCGUCCUCCAACGCUAUCUCCCCUCUAUCCACACCAUUCUCAGCAUAGCAGCCAACGCUGUCAUCUACACCUUCAACAGCGCCUCUGAGAGCUGGGAGAAGUCUGGCGUGGAAGGCACUAUGUUUGUCUGCGCGCAAAGUCCAUCUUCCGAGGAUCCUGCCCAACAACCACGAGCUUGCGUGUUUGUUCUCAACAGAAGAGGACUUGAUAAUGUGAUUGUGGAUCUCUCACGGGUAUCCCAUGCUGAAGUUUCUGGUGAGCUUGUCAUCAUGAAGGUCGAGGGCGACUGGGAGGAGGGCGACAAGGUCCUGGGAGUUUGGAUCCACAACGACAAGGAUGAGACGAGAGAGAUGAACGCCGCCAUUAUCCAAGAAGCUUGGAAAAUUGCGCGCUCUGCGGGUCCUGUGGCGUCCGUCAUGCAUGCAAAGCCUGAAACUGAAAACCCGGAGUCUGAAGAGUCGGAAGAGUUUGAAGAGUCGAAGAUGGAGGGUUCGAAAGGGAAGGGGAAGCAAAAGGCAGAGAAUCCGGCGCCAGUGAAACCAGAGGCCAUGAAGCCAAAGGAGUCGGUGUCAAAGACUCAUGUGUCAAAGAUUCAGGUGUCAAAGAUUCAGUUGUCAAAGAUUCAUGUGCCAAAAGCAAAUGUGGCAAAGGAUAAUGACCCCGAGGAUAACGGCCCAAAGGACAAAGAACCAAAGGGUAACGACCGAAAGGGCAAGGACUUGAAAGUUGAAAAUUCCGAGGAUGAGGAUGAGGAUGAGGGUGAAGAUGAGGGUGAAGAUGAGGGUGAGGAUUCAAAGAUUGAUAUGCCAGAGGUUGAGCUGCCAAACGAAGAGAAGCCUGAGUCUGCAGGAUCUGAAUCGGAUGUCAAUACCACCGACUAA